AUGAAGAAGCAAGGUCUGAAGAACGACGUCGUCAUCACCAUCGACCCCAAACUAUGGCAAUUCAGCGGGACUGGAGAAAAAUCGAUUCUGUGA
Molecule: messenger RNA, 93 nt
Organism: Phytophthora nicotianae INRA-310
Lineage: Eukaryota; Oomycota; Peronosporomycetes; Peronosporales; Peronosporaceae
Exons: 2
Coding region: 1-93 (30 amino acids)
Source: RefSeq, a predicted model, not a curated record